AAGAAGUUCGGAGGUCGGUGCUCCGAGGUCGACUUUGUGCAUUUCAGAUUGACCCACAAGCAGGGGCACACCACAGGGGGGAGAUGGAACAUUUCCCAGCUUGGUGGCUUUACGGACAAGUGGGAUACUUUGCUGUACGUUUCCGCAAAGGGUAUGUUCGAAGCGGAUUUGCGGCGCCACAACGUCAAUCCCGAAUCAUGCGCUGCGUGUUUCGCCCAUAGACUGCCCCACUGA
Prorocentrum cordatum is the source of this 234-nucleotide messenger RNA. Lineage: Eukaryota; Dinophyceae; Prorocentrales; Prorocentraceae. The record is from the annotation of a GenBank genome assembly.